Molecule: messenger RNA, 300 nt
Organism: Colletotrichum orchidophilum
Lineage: Eukaryota; Fungi; Ascomycota; Sordariomycetes; Glomerellales; Glomerellaceae
Exons: 1
Coding region: 1-300 (99 amino acids)
Source: RefSeq, a predicted model, not a curated record
AUGGGAAACGAAGGCGCUCAUUCCCAAACACAGGGAACCCUCAAUCUCAUUCAUCAACCCGUUCUCUUUUUCCUUCUAAGCCUCUCAGUGCUUGUCAGCACCCUGGAUGAAGCACAUGCCAAGAUCCUCACCAUGAUUCCGUCCCUCGCUAAUUAUCCUCCCCGGCUACCUUUUCAUGGGUUCUUGAGCAUCAAUGCUAUUCUUGGACCUGUAAAGUCGAUCACCGCGAUAACCAGUUCUCGACUACAGUCUUACAGAUCCAGACUAUAUAGACAUCAUGCCAUCUUGACGCAAACGUAA